Cynoglossus semilaevis (tongue sole) is the source of this 3647-nucleotide messenger RNA. RefSeq names its product wings apart-like protein homolog. The transcript is spliced from 16 exons. NCBI's taxonomy places the organism in Eukaryota, Metazoa, Chordata, Actinopteri, Pleuronectiformes, Cynoglossidae. The record is from RefSeq and is a predicted model, not a curated record. Bases 345 to 3647 code for a protein of 1100 amino acids.
CGGGGGAGGCCAAUGGAAGACUUCGUCCGAGACCCGGAGAAGACAAUCGAGAGGCUUUUAGCCCGAUAUUAGGAGUACAGUUUGUCGCUUUAGUUUGACAGAUCGUUCUUUUGUCGUCGCUCUGGAUCCGCGGCUUUUACUGGCAUCGUUCACAUCCAUACAUCCACCUUGAGUGACUUAUUUCAAGGCUUGUUUUUAGCAAUAAAGCAACUAGGAGCAGAGGAAGCAGCAGGCCGCCGCAGACGCUCCGCUCCAGAGCCUGGCGAACAACCGCUGCUGCAGAUUGUUUUAUUUAAAGUGGAUCGGCCCUUUAGCUCACCAAAGAAUAUGACCCAGAAGCAACAAUGACGUCCAGAUUUGGUAAAACCUACAGCCGAAAGGGCGGAGAGGGCACGUCCAAGUUCGACGAGGUUCUGUCCACCAAGAGGGGCACCCUCAGCACCAAAUGGGGCGACACCACCUACAAGGCCAAGGUGGGCUCCAAACGCCCCAGUGCCACCAAGAAUGUCUCUGUGCUGGACGUUUCUAAAAAGCCCCGCCCCUCUGAUGAUGGCCUGGAGGAUCCUUUUGGCUUUGACAGCGACGAGGAGUCAAAACCUGUGUCGUCUAGAAACGGCAGCACUAAACCUUCACCCGUGAAGCCAUCUUCUGCAGAACCACCAAGAGCAGAGAGACCAAGCACUUUUCUGGACACUGGAAGCAGGUCCAACCUCCAGGGGCCGACCAAAGACCUGUCAUGGCUGCCGUGCGAGAAGAGCCACCCGAGGCCCGCGGAGAACACAGCACGGUUCUUUAACAGCAGCAGCAGUAAGAGCAUAGGGAGGCAGCAGACUUCUGUGUCAUUACCAGAGAAGCAGCACAGCUACUCAUGGUACCAAAAUGCUUCAGAAAGUGACAAGAAGCCACUGGCUCAGACCACCACCCUAAAGACAGGGUCCAAGGCCGAGUCCACCUACGACUCCUGGGACGCCAUCAUGGGUCUGCGCCCCCCGUCACCCAGUCAGGAACCUCGUAACCCCGCCCCCACGCUCUCCUGGGCUUCAGCAGGCACUGCUGCCGCUUCUUGUGACCUAGUACAAACUCGGCACGAGAAGCGGCCGACUCCACCCCAUCUCCAGACCCCCGCUGAGACGGAGGACCCGGGGGGGGAUUCUGGUUUCCUGGUGGAGACGUCCCAAGUCACUCAGACAUCGUCCUCGUCCUCAUCAACACUGGUCAGGAAUUCAAACUGUCGGACGUACAGGAGGCCAAACAAACAAGGCCCUGGAAAAGCGCAGGACUGUGCGAGCUCUUGGUCGGAUUGUAGUGUUUCCAAACCCUCGUCCGACGGCGGCAGGGGCGGUGGCCGAGGGCGGGGCAGGACGAGGGACUACACGGUGCUACACCCUUCCUCUCUGUCUGUGUGUAAUGUCACCAUUCAGGACAGAACAGUGGAAGAGUUGAGCAGCGACACAGCACCCCCAAGUGGCAGCAGUACUGCUGCUUCAGGCAGCGCAACAGAUCUUGGAGAAGCAGGAUGGCAACGGAAGAAGACGGAGCAACAGAACACAGGGUGCAGACAGACCCAGACCAAGUUGAAGAAGGAGAGUAAGCUGGACCUGUUUGGUUUCAGUGACACUGACGUGCACCAGGAGGCGAACAGCGACGGCAGCACAGACCACGCCUCCAGCUACAAGAUCAAAUACUUCGGCUUUGACGACAUGAGCGACAGCGACGGCGUGGAAGACGAUGACAGAUCCAGGGGGAGGAGGAGGAGGAAGAAGAAGAAGAUUUCAGCAACCAAGUCUGAACUUGUGGAAGCUGAAGAAGAAGAAGAAACGUCCGAACCUCCUGACCCCUUCGAGAGGCUGGAGAACCCAGAAAAACCUCCUGCUGUGGGGAACAAGAAGAAAUCAGAGAGGAGAGAAAACAGCGUCACAGAAGGUGAGGAGCCAAAGAAAGAGGAGAAGAAAGGGGAGAGAAGAAGUAGAAGAAGAAAAGGAGAGCGAGGAGGAGCAGAUGUUCUGGACUUCUCUGAGGAGGGGCUCAAGGUGGUGGCCUGCGGCCCCAAGAGGCAGAAGCAGCCGAAACCUACACAGGAGAAGAAUCCUGCCGACACAUUCCGGAGAAUCUUCAGUGCUCAGAAAAAGUCUCCGACCAAAGCUGUUUAUAACGCCAGACACUGGACGGUGGACAGUGAAGAGGAGCCGCCGCCUGGACACUCACGGACGCAGCCGUCCCCUACCACAGCGUCAACAGCAGGACCCAGCAAAGAGCAGCCUGAAGGUCCCAAGGACGACGCCGUCUUCAAGGCUCCGCCUCCUCCCCCCAAGAUCACCAAGUGUGUCACCGUGCCCACUGAUCUGUACCAGGACACCGUCACCACCAUCAAAUGUCACAAGGAGCACAAGGAGCUGUACACCGUGGUGCAGCACGUGAAGCACUUCAAUGACGUGGUGGAGUUCGGAGAGAACCAGGAGUUCACUGACGACUUUGAGUAUCUGGCCACGGGCGUGAAGAGCGGACAGCCGCUCAACACACGCUGCCUCAGUGUGAUCAGUCUCGCCACCCGCUGUGCGAUGCCCAGCUUCAGGAUGCACCUGCGGGCUCGUGGGAAAGUGGCCCAGGUCUUCAAGACCCUCAACGAUGCCCCUCAACACCCGACUCUGGCUCUGUGCACCGCCUCACUCAUGUACAUCCUGAGUCGAGACCGCCUCAACAUGGACCUGGACCGCUCCUGUCUGGACCUGAUGAUCCGGCUCCUGGAGCUGGACCAGGACCAGGACCAGGGGAGCGGGGCCGUGGCUGACUCCAGUGCUCAGUUCAGCGCCCGGGAAAUUGCCAAGAUGAAAGAGAGGAUCAGGAAGCUGUGUGACACGGUGCACAACAAACACCUGGACCUGCAGAACAUCACGACGGGUCACCUGGCCAUGGAGACGUUGUUGUCUCUGACCUCAAAGAGAGCAGGAGACUGGUUCAAAGAGGAGCUGAGGCUGCUGGGAGGACUGGACCACAUCAUCGACAAAGUGAAAGAAUGUGUGGACAACCUGAACCAAGAGGAUGAGGAGAAGCUGGGCUCCUCACUGUGGGGGGCCGAGAGGUGUUUACGGGUCCUGGAGAGUGUCACGGUCCACCACCCUGAGAACCAGAACUACCUGAUCGCCUACAAAGACUCUUCUCUCAUCAUCUCUUCAGCCAGGGCCCUGAGGAGGUGUGAGCAGCUGAUCAGGAGGUACAACAGGGAGGUGAACUCAGGAGGAGCGGUGGUUGGUAAAGCUGUGGAGAACUGUAUGAGGGCCGUGAUCGGAGUGCUGCUCAACCUGACGCACGACAACGAGUGGGGCAGCACAAAGACUGGAGAACAGGAGGAUCUGAUGAUCACUGCCCUGAACUGUGUUCUCAGAGUUCCUCAGUUCCUCCCACAGGAGCAGAGGUUUGACAUCUGUGUGUUGGGUCUGGGUCUGUUGAUUAACCUGGUGGAGUACAGCGCCAGAAACACCUACUCCCUGAUGGAGAUGAAGGUUGAAGGAGGUUCCUGUGACUCCUCCGUCCUCCUCAGUCCUCAGCUCCAGGAGAUCAGCAGCACUGGACCACUGUGUGCCAUCGCUGCUUUAGUCCAGGUGAGAACCUCAACAAUUUUUUCAUCCACCUCCUCACACCUCCCCUAA